Molecule: messenger RNA, 1409 nt
Organism: Neurospora tetrasperma FGSC 2508
Lineage: Eukaryota; Fungi; Ascomycota; Sordariomycetes; Sordariales; Sordariaceae
Exons: 6
Coding region: 47-1225 (392 amino acids)
Biological process (GO): translation; ribosomal large subunit assembly
Cellular component (GO): ribosome; cytosolic large ribosomal subunit
Molecular function (GO): RNA binding; structural constituent of ribosome
Source: RefSeq, a predicted model, not a curated record
CCCACUCGACCAUCAACAACCCGGGUACUUGGGAUCAUCAGCAGUCAUGUCUCACCGUAAGUACGAGGCUCCCCGCCACGGUUCGCUGGCCUACCUUCCCCGCAAGCGCGCGGCCCGCCACAGGGGAAAGGUCAAGUCGUUCCCUAAGGAUGAUGCCAAGAAGCCCGUCCACCUUACCGCCGCCAUGGGCUACAAGGCCGGCAUGACCACCAUCGUCCGCGACCUCGACCGCCCCGGCGCCAAGGCUCACAAGAAGGAGGUCGUUGAGGCUGUGACCAUCAUUGAUACCCCUCCUAUGAUCGUUGUGGGUCUGGUCGGCUACAUCGAGACUCCCCGCGGUCUCCGCUCCCUCACCACCGUCUGGGCUGAGCACUUGUCCGACGAGGUCAAGCGCCGCUUCUACAAGAACUGGUACAAGUCCAAGAAGAAGGCCUUCACCAAGUACGUCAAGAAGCACUCCGACAACAACGGUGCCGCCAUCACCCGCGAGCUCGAGCGCAUCAAGAAGUACUGCACUGUCGUCCGUGUUCUUGCCCACACCCAGAUUCGCAAGACUCCUCUCAAGCAGAAGAAGGCCCACCUUAUGGAGAUCCAGAUCAACGGUGGCUCCGUCGCCGACAAGGUCGAGUUCGGCCACGGCCUCUUCGAGAAGCCCGUCUCCAUCGACUCCAUCUUCGAGAAGGACGAGGUUAUCGAUGUCAUUGCCGUUACCAAGGGUCACGGUUUCACCGGUGUCACCGCUCGUUGGGGCACCAAGAAGCUUCCUCGCAAGACCCACAAGGGUCUCCGCAAGGUCGCCUGUAUCGGUGCCUGGCAUCCUUCCCACGUCCAGUGGACUGUUGCUCGCGCUGGUCAGGCCGGUUACCACCACCGUACCUCGGUCAACCACAAGAUCUACCGCAUUGGCAAGGGCGAUGCUGAGGACUCUGCUGCCACCGAGGUCGAUGUCACCAAGAAGAAGAUCACCCCCAUGGGUGGCUUUGUCCGCUAUGGCGAGAUCAACAACGACUUCGUUAUGGUCAAGGGCUCCGUUCCCGGUGUCAAGAAGAGAGUCAUGACUCUCCGCAAGUCCAUGUUCGUCCACACCUCCCGCAAGGCCCUCGAGAAGGUCGAGCUCAAGUGGAUCGACACCUCCUCGGAGUUCGGUCAUGGUGCUUUCCAGACCCCUGCCGAGAAGAAGCAGUUCCAGGGUACCCUCAAGAAGGACCUCGCUGCCAGCUCGUAAAUUGGCUGCUGCAGUUGAUCUUCUUGUUAGUCGGGUUGCAUUGGUGUCACGGUUUUUUCGUUGCUCUUUCGGGUCGGUCGGGAAAUGGGACUAUACCUAGCAUUUACGGCUUAAUAAAAAGCUGUUGAAGAACAAUGAAACGUUGAUCCAGUGUACUGCCAGAGAGAGUGUCCUUCAGCAAAAU